Molecule: messenger RNA, 477 nt
Organism: Anisakis simplex (herring worm)
Lineage: Eukaryota; Metazoa; Nematoda; Chromadorea; Rhabditida; Anisakidae
Source: the annotation of a GenBank genome assembly
AUGUCACUCGCUGAAACCGUGAAUUUACUCGACAACACGAGUGUUGUUCUGGAUUUGGAGGAAAGUGCUAUGAAACCAGUCAUUGGUGAUUCAGUGGAUAGUGAUCUUGUUGGACGAAGCCUCGAACAGAACAUCCCGUACUGGGAUGAUGAGCGUGUCUUUCAAAGAGCUGUUCGUUUCUUGCUGCUGUUCUUGAUGAAUGGAUCAGGUAAAACGACACUGUUGAAUGUUUUAACAAAACGCAACUUGAAUGGUUUACACGUUGAUGGUGUUGUGUCGAUAAAUGGACAACAGUUGGAUGCGUCAGAAAUGAGGCGUAUUUGUGCGUAUGUUCAGCAGGAUGAUCUUUUCGUGGGAUCGAUGACAGUGAAAGAGCACCUAACAUUUUACGCGGCACUUCGAAUGGGCAAUCUUCAUUCAUAUGAGGAGAGAAAAAAGCGUGUGGAGGAGACAAUGCGCGAUGUGAGAACUGAUUGA